Messenger RNA from Octopus bimaculoides (California two-spot octopus), 7572 nucleotides. RefSeq lists its product as uncharacterized. Gene Ontology annotation, molecular function: protein binding. Gene Ontology annotation, biological process: protein K48-linked ubiquitination; SCF-dependent proteasomal ubiquitin-dependent protein catabolic process. The record is from RefSeq and is a predicted model, not a curated record. Gene Ontology annotation, cellular component: cytoplasm; nucleus. NCBI's taxonomy places the organism in Eukaryota, Metazoa, Mollusca, Cephalopoda, Octopoda, Octopodidae.
GUAAGCGGUUUGUUGUAGUCGUCCUCCCGAAAAGGCUUGGUUCUCAAUGCAGUUAACAUUGACUUUAUCUCUCGCUCUCCACCAAGUAUUUUUCCAAUUAGUUUACAUUUAGCAAUCAAGACGUGUAACUUAUGCACUUAAAGAAUGAAAUUCAAAAAUCUUCGAUUUAAUCAAAUUGCAGUUAUUAGCAGCAUUGUUGUAUGUGUAGUACUAUUUUAUUUGCCGGCAUUUAAGAAAUACCGUCUGAGUGUACGCGAAAAUGAACAUUUGAAGAACUUGCAAAUUAAAGAGGACUCCAAGGAAAUGCCGAAUAGCUGACGUCCACGCUUCGGAUAUUGAUGCAUAAUAUAAGCCUUAUUUACAUUAACUUAUCUAUUUAUUUUGGCUAGCUGGAAAGAAAGUGUGUUAAUGUGAAAAUGGCUCCAUGCAAAAAAUUAAAGAUUGAUGACGAUAUUACUACUUCCCCACCUCCCAGUCAAGGACUGGCCGAAGACCAGCCAAUGCCAGAAUGUCCCCAACGCCGUCGCAGUGCACGUUUACAGCUGUUAGCCAAAUCUCGGAGCUUGUAUGAAAUGCAGCUGCCCUUACCUGAUGACUACCUUGCAGAAUUAUCUUUGGAGAUUAUCUGCCGUAUUUUGGAUUAUUUACCACUCCGUGAUGUUCUUAAAAUGGAAUGCCUUAGCAAGAAAAUCAAACAGGCCGUUGAUCUUCAUCUCCGCCUGCGACGAGUGGUUGACUUCACAGAAGGUAGUAUAUAUGGCUGGAUGUCAGAUAAAAUACAUGACUCAACUCUUGCUCACUUAAUCGGACGGUGUACAGAACUGGAAUACAUCUAUGGCUUCCACCCUCAUUACAUCGGCCAGCGGAGACAGCGAGGAGUUAAUAUGUUAAGUAUACCUGGUGUCGUUCAUGCCAUGUCAUCAGCUCCGAAACUGAAAGGGAUCGAAAUUUCAGAUAUUUUCUUGUUGGAAGCUAUUUUGAAAUACCUCCCCAAGCUUGAAAUUUUGGGCACAUUUAAGAACCGUGACUGUUUCUUCCCAAUCUUCUGCAACAACAAACUGUCCCUUCUUUCAAAUCCUUUGAUUACAUCCUUGCACCUCACUGGGGUUGUCAUACCUGAAUUACCUCGUAUGCAAACUUUGAAGCACCUGUAUCUACGAUUUGUACGGCUCACUCAACACCAGCCAUUUCGUGACUUUGCUGCUCCCUCCCUGCGGACUUUUGUUAUGGCCCAUUGUGCCGGACCUAUCAACCCUCUAAGGCAUGUCCCGCUGAUCACAUCUUUGGCUAUGGCAAAGUCACUUCAACGUUUGGAGCUACUCAGGGUGCCAUUUCUAGGUGGACUAAUUCAACACAUUGUGGAUGACAGUUGGCGUGUACAGGGCUUUCGAAACCUGCAGGCUAUUACAUUUGGUGCCUGUAAACAUGCUUUGGAAGUGGAUCUUGGUUUUCUAAUUAUUACCUGUGAAGCAAAACUAACCGAUCUCUGUGUGCAGCCAUCUCUAACAAAGGACAACCUCUUCUCUGCCCUCACUAUGGCUGAAGUUACAUUCCCAAAUUUCAAGUCUUUAACUUUAGGUUUUGUAGACUCUUUCCCUGAACCAGGUAAAUGGACUGCUGAAGAACUUCUAACAGAAGGUCUGGUUGAAGUACAAGAAAAUCCAGCUAUGAUCACAGAUAUUGGGAUGAAGGCAGUGGGACGUUGUUUUCCAUCUGUUAGCCAUAUGGAAAUCUAUAAUUGUCCUCAUCUUCAUUACCCAACUUCUUGGUUUCAUCCAGAUACCAAUUGCUGGUCAAACUUGAAAAAUUUACAUCUCAGAAGAUGCCAUGCAAUACGGCUUGAAGAUUUAAAUGCAUUUAUACCAAUGCUUCCAUCUUUGUUGUCCCUACAUUUAGAAUUUAUGCUGAGAGAACCACCAAAAGGCUGUGCAAGAGUUGGCCUUAGUGCCGGGACUGGGCUUGGAGUUUCAUCUGCUCUUGUACAGAAUAAUGGAGCCGAUGCCCAUAACCAACCAAAUGCUGCAGGUGCUGGGGCUGCAAAUAAUCAAGGGGACCAACCUCCAGCUCAAGCUGCUCCUGUGCCUCCAGCAGCAGCAGCACCUGCAGAAGCAGAACCUCAACACAACAAUGCAGAAGCUGAAGCAGCAGCAUACCCUCCCCCUCCUCCUCAAAUGUCACCUCCUCCAUUGCCACCUUCACCCCCACCGUUGCCACCUUCACCGGAACAACCUCCACCACCCUUACCACCACCUCCUGACCAACUUGCACCAUUGGCAACAUCAGCACAACCAUUGUCACCACCGCUAUUGCCUGAACACUCAACUUCACAGUCACCACUCCCACUCUCUCGAGAUUCUUCCCCCCAUCAAUCACCUGUACAUUGUUCGUCACAUCCCAUCUCCACUUGUCAGUGUUCUACACCUUCAACCAGUCAGAACUGUGUAGCACCAUCUCAGCAGGAUUACGCCACCAAUGUUGCCGGUAACAGUUCUGAUUCAGUUCCAAAACAGAGUGGGAAGAAAAAUAGUCUUCUACGUAGUAAAGAAAAUUCUAGCAGCGGUCAGAAAUCAUGUGAAAUCAAUGAUAAGAAAAGUCAAGAUGGUGAGUCAUCUUCUGAAGAUGGGCAGAGAAUUGAACCUGGGGACAGCAGUUCAAACAGACAUGUGCCUAACCAACUGGCUAUGGGUAAUAAUCACAAUUAUCUGACAGAGCAGAACAACUUGUACUCAGCUGUUAAGGCUGGUCCCUCAGGACUUAAUCAUACUUGUUGUUGUACCUCUGUCAUUGCAAACAAACGGGUCAACCAUCAUUUUGGUCAUAAAAACACCAAAGUGACAAAGUGUUCUGCAGAGAAGACUAGUAAGCGUACCACGAAAUCUGACCUGCACUCCAAAGGAGCAUACACCUGCUACACUCCUUCAGUUCGUGUUAUCUCCACAGAUACAUCAUCUGCUCAGCCCUCAACAAGUGGCUUGAAUAUCUGCAAGUCUGACUUUGUAAACAACGCUAGCAUUCCAUCUGUUGGAAGUGGAUCCUCAGCCUCGAAACAAUGCACCCACAGUGGUGGCAGCAGCAGCAACAGUAGUAGUAAUAGUUGUAGUAGCAAGGGGAAAGAUGGAAUAGGUGGCCAUUGUAGUAGUAGUUGUAGUAGCAGUAGUAAUGAAAACAAUAGUAUUGGUGAUGAUUGUUGUAGUAGUAGUAGUAGUCGUAGUAAUGUUCGAAAUUGUUGUAAUAAUGUCAGUGAUGUUAGGAGUCACAACAGUGCCAAUCAGUGGUUACAAGGGAAACACAAGAAAAACUUAAUGAAUAUGGCUCAAAGGAAAAGGAUGAGAGAGCUGGAUGAUUGCUGUCCUUCAUCGGCAGGAGGAGAAACGGAAGGAGAAUGUGCCAAGUCACGUUCAUCUAACAAAGCCUUUUCAGAAAAAUUGUCAGCCUCCUCUGCAAUUUCUGGAGGAGAGUGCAGCUCAAGCACUACCACCAGCCACAUGCACAGGUGUAACGGAUCCUCAUCCGGUAAGAAAUAUUUUCAUAAGUUCCUUUACAAAAAAGACAAACAUUCUGCAAAUGCAAAAUCCUCUGAAAGUUGUUCUCCUGUCUCUGAACCUCAGCCUUCUACAUCGUCAUCGACAUCUUCAGACAUGGUGUUCGAUGUGGCGCCACCAACCUGUGAUAAAUCAGCUGAUGUCCCACCAGCAAUAGGGGAUAAUAUGCAAUCUUCUGCUGAUACCGAUGCCUUAGUCAGCGGAAACCAUAGCGACAGUAGUAAGUGCUGUACAUUCAAUGAAAACAACCUGCCUUCGAGUUCUUGCAUCUCUCAUUCUGCUGAAGCUCGCUUAGAAGUAAAAUGUGAGGGAAAUGGGAUUCCGACCGUGUCGACAAUGUCACCGAAAGGGAAGUGCCUUCGGAGUGGUUUCAGAACAGUCCUGAAGAGCAGUGCCAAGACAACAACUAAGUCCAAAAAAGGCUGUGAUAGUUCACCCUUACCAUUGCUUUCAUCUUCAUUACCUUCCGCUUCCUCCUCUUCAUCAUCAUCACCAUCAUCGUCAUCAUCAUCAUUUUCUGGCAGUGGCCCUGUCAAAAUGAACCAGUCUUGCCAAGCUGUCAGCGAAGAAAUUCGAGAGACUACAAAGAAAGCAAAAGAGAAUGAGGAUGCCACUAAGUCAGCCUCACAUUCAGCUGAGAAUGCCAGUGGAAGUGAGAGAACAUCAUCAUCAUCGUCGUCAUCAUCAUCCUCAUCGGCAGCAGCAACUAGUAGCAACAAUUCUCAAAAUACCGGUAGCAGCAGCAGCAGCAGAAGCAGUGGUUCUGCUCGUACUGCAUCAUCAUCGUCGUCGUCGUCAUCCACUUCAAAUUCAGUGCAGUCAGGAUGGACUGCUAGAUCAGGUCCGAAGUACAGCUAUACGCGUAAGUCAGUCAAACGUAAAAUGAACACCUGUGACCAAGCUACCAGCACCAGUGAUCCUGUACAGGAAGAAGAUCACAUUCAGGUACUUGGAGUUCAGUCCAAGACUCUGACAACCCUGACAUUGCAUAUGGUUGGAAUAACAAAUCUCUGCCUUCUUGACUGUCCAAAUCUGGCUACCGUCUCGUGUAGUGCAUGUCGUGUGUUGAAGAAGAUCUCCAUUGGGAAGUGUCCCAAGUUGUCCAGGAUAUCUUUUGCACAGUGCAAAAAACUGUUGGAAGACCAGGUUAUCAAAGAGCUUUCUCCAUUGCCUUCUGAUAUAUCACGAGUUUUGUUUCUCAGACCAAUGCAUCAGCUACAGAUUCCCAUGACAUCGUUGUUUGGUCAAGAAGAUCAUUCUAGUGGCUACCACUGUCUGGUUAAAGACCAUUGCAAGCAGCCUUCUAUGAUGGUGCUGAAUAGAAAACGUGCAGAGAUUUUGGUAGAUUUACUUCCUAGUAUUAACAGCUGCCUGAGAGAAAUUUUAAAAACUCAUGAAAAUGUAGUGGUUCCAUUGGAAGAAAAAUGUCCAAGAUCCAUUCACAAUUUUGAGGAAAUCAAUGAAGAUGGAAGUAUAUUAGAAGUAAAAACAGACAUUCCAUGGUUGAAGUUCUUUUUGCAAAAUUAUUCUGACCAAAAGGAAAAGGACAUGCUGCCAAAUACUCCUGUCGGUCGAGAGCUUGCAUCAGAGCGUCUACGACAGUUGGGAGUAAGUUUUAUCAAAGAAGGCAUCCAGGGCGAUUAUUGGUCUGACAGUGUAUUUCUCGUGUAUAUAAACAUGUGUGACAUCUCUGGCCUUCCAACUCCAGACCUUUAUGUAUGAACUAAUUUUGCCAGUGUGGGCUUGUACGAGGGAUUUAGAAAUAUUUUUCUCUUCCUCUCUCUCUCUCUCUAUCUCUUUCUCUAUCUCUCUCUCUCUUUCUCUCUCUCUCUCUCUCUCUCUCUCACACACAUACACACACUUGUGUAUAUAUGUUAUUAAAAUAAUUGUAUGUGUAUGAAAAAAAUAACAUCAGAAGAAAAAAAAUGUAAGACAAAAUAGUUAAUGUGUAAAGACACUUCCUCAGUAUAUUUUGUAUCACUUGAAAUGUUUUAUCUACAAUUAACAUUUUAGUGAAAUUAUCUAUUGAAAAAUUACCUGUUAUUGACAAUAUAGAUUUCAGUUUUAGAUUUUCUUUUUUUCCUCUUCCCAAACCUAAACUCUUACCAAAAAAAAAAAAGUAACUUAACCCUUUCAUUUCUAUAUUUCUAACUAAAAUACCCCACUAUGUGUUUCUAUUAAAUUCUACAGUAAUCGUGAGUUUAGAUGGCUUUCGUAAAAGAACUAUAACUUUUAUAUUUAUUAAAAUAUUAAAAUGCUAUUUCGAACACAACUUAACAGAAAGUUUUUAUGUAUAUUUGUUACAGAAUUUUGUCUACCUUUAUAAAAUGAGCUAUUAGCCAAUAUUAUGUUAACAACCAGUUAGACGUUGCUCUCCCCUUUCAGCUUUGGGUGCCCAUUUGGUCUUCGUGACCAGUAGGCCUCAGCAAAUAUACAUAUAUAUAUAUAUAAGGGUAAAGACCCCUUCAGUUAUUAAUGACCAUGGGGUUGCACCUAAGAAGUUACCCUCUGAAGCACAAAUCUGAGCAAGGUUGUUUAUGGAAGACCAGCAGUCUAUGCCUACCAGCCUCCCCUCUCCACGCCACCGAUGUUAUCCAAGGGAAAGGCAAAGGUCGAUACAGCUUAGCACCAGUGACAUCGCAACUCGUUUCUACAGCUGAGUGAACAAUGUGAAAUAAAGUGUCUAGCUGAAGAAAACAACACACAACGCAGUCCAGGAAUCGAAGCCACUACCUCAUGAUUGUGAGCUUGACACUUUAACCACUGAACCAUGCGCUUUCAAGGAUAUAUGUAUAUAUAUAUAUAUAUAUAUAUAUAUAUAUAUGCGCACGUGCACACACACUUUUAUUCUUUUACUUGCUUCAGUCAUUUCACUGCAGCCAUGCUGGAGCACCACCUUAAGGGGUUUUAGUCAAACAAAUUGACCCCAGGACUUAUUCUCUGUAAGCCCAGUACUUAUUCUAUUGGUUCUUUUUUGCUGAACCACUAAGUUACAGGGACAUAAACACACCAACAUCAGUUGUAAAACAAUGGAUGAGGGGAACAAACACACCAAUAUAUUGAACAUGUGUGUAUAUAUAUAUAUAUAUAUAUAUAUAUAUAUACACACGCACACACACGAUGGGCUUCUCUCAGUUUCUGUCUACCAAUCCACUAUCAUGGCUUUGGUCAGUCCGAGGCUAUAGUAGAAGAUACUUGCCCAAGGUGCCACGCAGUGGGACUGAACCUGGAACCAUGUGGGUGGAAAGCAAGCUUCUUCCCACACAUGUGUGCUAGUAUGGAUGUUACUGAAUGUGUAGGUUUAUGUUUGACUUUAUAAAUGUAAAUAUAGUUUUGUUUGUUUCUUUGUUUGUAUGCAUGCAUGUAUGUAUAUACAUGCAUACCUCUGGGUGCUACAGUUGUAUCUUGGCUUAAUUUCACUGAUCCAACAGGAACAGCUAAUGAAAAUUAUGGUUUAGGAAUCAUUAGAGGAGUUUGGGUUCUACUGUACCAUGCUGACCCCUUGUAUGUCGGCACAAAUUGAUCCAUAGCUUCAAAGCAGUCAUAUUUCCAAAAGACAGAAAGUUUCUGCCCACAACCAGGGAUGUUGGCCAACUACAACUGGCAAUAUAGGUUUAUUAUAGCAUACUAGAUGCUUAUCAUCAUCAUCAUCAUCGUUUAACGUCCGCUUUCCAUGCUAGCAUGGGUUGGACGAUUUGACUGAGGACUGGCAAGCCAGAAGGCUGCACCAGGCUCCAAUCUGAUCUGGCAGAGUUUCGACAGCUGGAUGCCCUUCCUAACGCCAACCACUCCGAGAAUGUAGUGGGUACUUUUACGUGCUUAAUAUAUAUAUUUUUUUUAUUUGUUGCAUUUGAAAAUUGCUAUUACUAAAUCUGAAGCAUAUAUGAUUUUAAAAGACUAGAACGUUAUAAUAAUAAUAAAGAAGAAAAAGACUGAUUUGGCAAAAAUGUCCUCAAAGUGCAGAAAAUACAAAAUUCGUGUCAUAAAAAUGUCAGUUGGUGUACAGCAAAUGUUUGUCUAGUGAAACUAC